Triplophysa dalaica is the source of this 1774-nucleotide messenger RNA. RefSeq lists its product as uncharacterized. The transcript has 9 exons. The record is from RefSeq and is a predicted model, not a curated record. Lineage: Eukaryota; Metazoa; Chordata; Actinopteri; Cypriniformes; Nemacheilidae. The coding region runs from base 146 to 1174 and encodes 342 amino acids.
CGCAACACAAGGGUUACAACGUCGGCGGAACUUGACCAGACCAGCACAGGAACCACUCGAAGACACACCAAUCCAGCAAACAACACAAUUUGUAUAGAGACUUUUGCCUCUGAUCGUGGUUAAAUCGUCAGUUUAAAUCGGAAAAAUGCAUCAUAGUAUUAAAGAAAUCAUGCUGAAAAUGUGGAUCGUUCUUGCAGCUGCUGGUUUCGCAGUCAAUGCAACUCAGAAGGAGAUAUUCCAUGGGAAUGAUCUGACUCUGGAUAUGCCAGAUAGGACAGAGGCAGUGAAGUUCAUUUCUGCUGAUGGGGAAGUACAUCGAAAUAUCUGGAAACGGGAUGGUAAAGUCUUUAUAGGCCGGAAAUUACAUGUUACGUCGCAUGUUACAUUUAGUAAUGCGGGAACAUUCACUCUGUUAAAUAAAUGGAAUAACGAAAUCUCCAGAUACACGGUGAAGGUCAAGGGGAUUAAAAGAAGCAUUAACCGUGCCGCAGGUGAAACUCUCAACAUACCUCUGGAUGGAAUUAAGCUGGAGUAUGCCACACUUUUCUUUAACCGCAAUGGUUUAAUUGUCACCCUGGUGAAAAGUGGAGAGCCAGUGGCUAGUAGAGACCCAAACUACAUCAACCGACUUAAAGUAACCAGUGAAACCAUCAAUUUGCUUAAUGUCAAUGUGUCAGAUUGGGGCGAAUACAUACUCAGAGAUCAAAAUCGUCAAAUUGUGUCAAAAAGUACAUUGAUAUUAGUUGAACGCGGCAGUCCUUCCUCAAAUAAGAAGGCUCUUAUAGCUCUGGUUCUUCUCGUGAUUCCGGUCAUUAUCUGCUGUUACUGCAUGAUGAAAUUCUGUUGUAAAGAUGAUGAAUCAAACAAAGCAAAUACCAACAGCCUUAAUGCCCAGCCUGAGUCUGUACCAAUGUGUCAGACAGUGACUGAUCCUUCACAGUGUUAUCCGACUCCAGUCCAAGGUCAGAUUCAAUAUCCUCCUCCAACACAAUGGAACGGACAACCUGCUGUUUCUCCUUACCCUAACCCUGUUUAUCCUCCUGGACCUGUAGGAUCCCCAGCCCAGCCCCCCCAGCUGAAUGUUCCUCCAAACCAGUACUACCCACCUGCAUCUGUGAAUUACAAUCCAGUGAUGAACAACACUUCACCUGGGCUUUAUCCCACAACUGCAUGACUGUAAAACUCUCAGACUGAGUGUGAUGGACACAGUUUCUCCAGACUAUUCGGAAAUUCUUCUACUAUGUAUGUACUUGUCUGCAAACAUGCAAAAUCCCAAACUUUUAAAAGGUUUAAUCUAUACUGUUUUAUUAAACCUGUAUAUUGCCGAUUAUUAAAAAUAGAUCGGUCAGUAAUAGUUAUCAAGUAAAGAGAAUUGUAUUUUUCUCCUGUUCUUUAAUUCCUUUUAAAUCCUUGAAUUUUUGGAAAUCCAGUCUUCACUGUUUUAAAUAAAAUGCGUACUUUGUAGAUUGUUUGUAAUUACUAUGCAAAACAGCUUCCAAAGAUGUUACAUGUAAUUCUGUUCAUACCUCUCCAUAUAUUCUGCGAUGUCUGUAGAUAUGAACUGUUAAAAUUGCAUGGUUAUUGUCUGCUAUGUGGCCAGCUUUUGUUGUCAGCUCAAGGAAAGAACUAUUAGUGAAAAGUAAUUGUUUUGAUAUUUUUUUAUAAAUCAUUUAUGCAUUUUUCAAUUUUCAAUGUUUUUUCAUUUUUUUUUGUUAGAAUUUUUAUAUCUUUUUAUGCCUAAGGCACCUUGGAAUAAAUAUUCUGUCAUCAUUUA